Molecule: messenger RNA, 1838 nt
Organism: Aureobasidium subglaciale EXF-2481
Lineage: Eukaryota; Fungi; Ascomycota; Dothideomycetes; Dothideales; Saccotheciaceae
Exons: 1
Coding region: 207-1718 (503 amino acids)
Biological process (GO): polysaccharide biosynthetic process
Cellular component (GO): membrane
Molecular function (GO): acyltransferase activity, transferring groups other than amino-acyl groups
Source: RefSeq, a predicted model, not a curated record
CCGGGUGGCAUCAAAGAGCGUUCUUUCAGCACUCUGCACGACACAGGGGUUGCAAAAUACUGCACAUCUACCAUCUGCUUCCUGCAUUCCUGCGAAGAACGGAUGCGCGUGGUUAUCUGCAUCUGAUCUCUUUCGCUUCUCUCUCUUCACGUUUGCCGCCGCCAGGUUUUUCGUGGUCGAGCUUGCCACUUUACUCAGGACAUAACAUGUCCUCCUCGAGCGAGGACCUUCUCGAAAAGGGCCCCUUGGAAGCUCAACAGCCAGAUCCAGCACUCUUGAGAAUUUCCAAGAAGCUGGUCCGAUGUCUACGCAUUCUCAAACCAUCCUUUCUGGGAAGGACUAAAGCAUCCCCGGCAAAGCUGCGACGAACAGCUUAUCUCGAUGGUAUGCGAGGCUUUGCCGCACUCAUGGUGUAUGUGCUGCAUCAUCAGCUUUGGGCGCACGAAUUUAUGGACCGCAAAUUGGAAAACGCAUUCGGUUUCAAUGGCGAGCACUAUUUCGCUGCUCUGCCAUUCGUUCGCAACUUCAUCACUGGUGGUCAUUAUGCUGUAGGAAUUUUCUUCGUCGUGUCCGGCUACGUGCUAUCGGCUAAGCCCUUGAUGUGUAUCCAAGCUGGAGAUUUUGUGCUGCUUGGAGACAACUUGGGCUCAUCGGUCUUCAAACGUUGGUUCCGACUCUACAUCCCCAUCGUUGUCACAACGCUUGGCAUAGUGUUCAUGUGGCACAUUUUUGGUAUAUCCGCAAACUUGAGACCGCAGCGAACACUGAGCGCCGAGCUUUACUUCUGGUACAACGAGUUCAAGAGUUUCACCUGGAUUCUGAACUCGAGCCCGCCAAUCUGGUUCACAUACAAUCCGCAUACCUGGACCAUCCCUUUGGAAUUUAAAGGAUCUCUUGUGGUAUAUGUAGCUCUUACAGCAUUUGCACGAUGCACACGCACAGCUAGAUUGUGCUGCGAGCUCGCGCUCAUCUUCUACUUCAUCUGGAUUGUUGAUGGCAUGUAUUUUGCCCUCUUUGCUGGCGGUCUCUUCCUCUGCGAUCUUGAUCUUCUGGCUGCCAAAGACGAGCUUCCCGCCUGGAUGGAUCGUCAUUUGAAACCUCAUUCCACGAUAAUCUUCCAGGUUAUGCUUGUCGCUAGUCUCUACCUCGGCGGUGUUCCAAGCUUCUCGAAAGAAAUGGCAGACUUGCGCAUCUCCCCUGGCUGGGGCCUCCUCUCAUACCUCAAACCCGAGGCCGUCUUUGACUACAAAUGGUUCUACAAUUUUUGGGCCGCCAUCUUCCUCGUCGCCAGUGUGCCUCGCGUCCCUUCGUUCAAGAACUUCUUUGAGACCCGCUUCUGCCAGUACCUCGGCAGGAUAAGUUUCAUGUUCUACCUCGUCCACGGACCUGUCAUGUCGACGCUGGGCGACAGAAUCUACGCCGCGGUCGGUAUGCAGCGCGCCAACCACGCCCUCGUCGCGCCUCACUGGAUCGGCCGCUUCCCUAUCCCGCAUUGGGGUCCGUUAGGUCUGGAGCUCAAUUUCCUACUCCCUCAUCUCAUCAUACUGCCCUUCACGCUAUGGGUCGGCGAGGUUCUGACGGUCCUGGUCGAUGACCCUAGCGUGAAGUUUGCGGCGUGGCUGCGGAAGCUGACCUUGCCCACGACCCCGAUCGAGAGACCGACCUUGCAGCAGGUCGAAAUCCACCCUGAGCCCGUUGUUGUUGUUGAUAGAGAGUGAUACUCGAGAACGGACCAGCUAGUUUAUAGCAUUGUAUAUAUCAAUUUUCGAUCUAACAAAGCAUAGUUUACAUCAUCCAUUGUCCUAUGACGAAUGCAUGCUUCAAAAUGCCUACUAAGG